Messenger RNA from Triticum aestivum (bread wheat), 1730 nucleotides. RefSeq lists its product as uncharacterized. NCBI's taxonomy places the organism in Eukaryota, Viridiplantae, Streptophyta, Magnoliopsida, Poales, Poaceae. The transcript is spliced from 4 exons. The record is from RefSeq and is a predicted model, not a curated record. Gene Ontology annotation, molecular function: rRNA N-glycosylase activity. Gene Ontology annotation, biological process: negative regulation of translation. Bases 225 to 971 code for a protein of 248 amino acids.
CUCUCACUCCUCUUGUCUCUACCACCGGCCUUUGCAUUCAUAUCAUCUUCCAUCCCUAUCUCCCACGCUCCCACACUCACUCCUCACUCCUACCUUUCAUCCCCUCUUCUCUCCCCCCACCACUCUUCCCCCAUCCCAUCCCAUCUGCCAAGAAACGCCGGAGGUCGCCGCUUGCGGAUCCGGAGGUGGAAGAGAGAGACGUUGGAUCAGGGGAGGCAGGAAAGAUGGCUGACGAGCCCGAGCCACAGCUGGUGACGCCCCUGGUAUUUGAAGCAACCAGACCGUUGUGCGCACCUCUGCAGCAAGGUCUCGAUGACGUUCCUGUUCUGCCAUUCAACGUAGCAGCGGUGGAUCUACUGGAUGCUUAUGAGGAAGCUUUUAAAUCUAUGACCCGACGAGCCAGAGACAUAGCACCCGCCCUCUACUGCAACAAGCCUAUAACUCCCCUUCCUAACCCACACAAUCGGCCAAGACAAACUUCUUCUGCUGCUUCUUCUUCCACCUCAAGAAAGAAAGAUAAAGCAAAGAAAACAAAGCAAUCGGAGGAGGAGCUUGAUGAUUAUGAAGAUGUGAAGAAAUGGGGUCACAGCCACUUCAUCAUAGAGAUGUAUUACGAGCAUGAGGCCACGGGUUACAACUACGAUGGAAUGAUGGUUCAACUUCUCAUAUGUGACUACAAUGGCUACCUGGUUGGUAUCAGAAGAGUUGCAUGUGAUCAAUGGUCCAAGUGGUACUAUUGCAGUGAUGACUUUUCCCUUCCAUUCUUUCUCAAAGAUGGCGCAGAGAAGCUCCCAAUAGAAGGUGAUCAUAAGAAAAGGGCGCUUCUUGGUGGGUUCUCCACUUUCCUCCACAUCUUCGAGAAACUUGGCUACUACCCUGAUAAUGGAGACAACGUGGAAAUGGAGAAGGCAUUCCUAGCAGCUGUGUUGGUAUUUUGCGAGGCAAGGCGGUUCGUGUGGAUAUUCAUGUAAGUGAAGGAGAGAAUUAGAAGGAAUGAAGAAGAACCAAGAGACUUAGACUGCACCAUUCCUGGUAGAGAAAUCCACAUGGACUAUGCGUGGAUGGAUGUUAAGGAUUGGGGUAUUGACUCCAAACUAGUGUUAACUUCUGCCCAGAAAGGAGUGUACACGCCACCUAGGGCCGACGACGGUAAGGCAGAAACUCUAGUAGUAAUUGACAAGAGGAGCACGUUUGAGAGACUUAUCGCACACGGAAGGGAAAGUGGACAUCUGGGGCUGAUAAUGCGUGAUGACUAUGUAUUGGCUCCCGAGGGCAGCCGGGUGCUCAUGCUGUUGAGGAAGAAGAAGGAUCAGUUGGGAGCUAAAUGCCGUGAACCAUAUUUCCGUGAAGUGAAGGAGGAUGAAGACGAUGAGUGACGGCUGUACGUUCUGUGCUCCAGCAGGACCCAGCAAGUUUGCAUCCUGCGUUGUCAAGGAGGGGAGAAGAAAGAAGAAACUGCAGAGGAGAGUCUGAUGGCGAGAUGGCCAAGCUUCAGUCUGCUCGACGACUAAGCUGUGUCUUGUGUGCACCUCGCCUCGCUUCGCCGUGUGUCAAGUCCCAAGUUUCGUCGUCUUUAGUUAGUGUUGAACACUAGAGUUGCAACUUCUAUUAUCAUCCUUUAAUUUGGACAAGAACUAUGCUAACUAGUUGUUUCCUUCCGGAUGUGUGUACUCGACAAUGUAUCGUUAUGUCAUGCACUUGGUUAAUUUAUUUCUCUCGUGUUAUCUACA